UUGACUCGCUCUUGGAGUCAGCCUCAAGUGGCCGUUUGAGGAACUGCAGAUUUUGACACUUCAACCUUGAGUUAAUUUCUUUCUAAAUAGUAUUAACAACUGCAAGCUUUGAAAUCCUAAAUAACCUAACUUAGAAACACUAACUGUCUGAUGUGAGCUUCAGUAGCAGCUUUGAAUGCUUGAUCCUGUGGACACAUUUCCAUCAGUACCAACAAAACGACCUCGGUCUGAUCCCCAGUUCCACUUUUACUCGACUCCUGUCCAGGACGGUUACCCUGGAUGCGCUCUCACCACUUUCCUUGCUGUCUCUUUCUGUCUCUUUAAGUGUUGAAGGCUUCUGUGUGGGUGUUGGUGAUAUUGUGUUAGAGUGCUGCACUGAUGUUUCUGUAAUGCAAUCAGUGUUUCCUGUCAGAGAGAGAGAGAGAGAGAGAGAGAGGAGGGUGAAGGAAGGAGGGAGGAAAGUGAAGAGAGAGGCAGGAGAUGAGAGAGGCUCUGAAUGACACCCGCUGCAUUCUCCAGCUUGUGAACUCAGAAAUUUGCAUACAGCAUGCCUUCAAAGGACACAGAAUGUAGUGAACAUCCAGCCCAUUCACACCGCUUCUUACGUAGCUCCGUGAAAACGAUGCGUUUCUCUGAGAUGCAUGGUUUCAUGUUGGAUUUUUGGCACAGGAAAAUCACAACUGUGCCAGUCGUACACUUCGCACUCGGUGAUGUCACGACUGUGUGGGAGUGUUGGAUGGAGGGAGGGAGUCGUGCGAACACGUGGAUGUAUUGAAACAUAUUGUAUGCAUGGAUGGGGCUCGGAGAAACCACUCUGAGCCAAACUGAAGGCUGCCGGAGCCCUCGUGCCGCCUGAGAGUGGAGGCAGAGCAUCAUCACGGCAGCAGCGAGGAGAGAGCGAGAAAGGAGGAAAAAAAAGGGGGGGGGGAGGAAGGAAGGGAGGGAGGAGUGAAUGCGAGAGGGAUCUGGAAAGGAGGACAGAGAGCCAAGAGACAGAGAAGAAGAGAGACGUGGAGUUGCCAAGCUCCUCUGCCGGCUCCAGAGGCGGUGAGUUGUUGUUGUUGUUGUUCUUGUCCGGGGGUCAAGAUGAGCAGCCCCUGUCUGCUGCGCGCCGCCCCCAUCAGCCAACCCCGGCUCAGAGAGGUCAAGAUCAGCCUGAAGGCCAGCAGCAGGGAGACCGCCGCCGUCCGGACUGCAAGCGGCGGGUCCAAGGAGGCUGCCGGCCGGAACUACACCCCGGUUGAGAAAGAGACGCCCGCGAGGGUCGGAUUGAGCAGCAGCAGCCGGAGCAGGAGCACCCCGCCGGUCCACAGGGCCCAAAGCAGGAAGAACCAGAGGGGAAGCGGCGGCAUCAAGCAUCCGGAGCCGGAGCACCACCCGGAGAGGAAUGGCACCCUCCUCCACGUCCCGAUGGCCUCCACGCCGGCCGGGCUCUCCCCUUUCUCCUCGUCCUCCUCCUCUUCUUCCUCCUGCACCCCCAGACGUCAGCGGGCCUCUCACCCUCACCCUCCUCCCCCAGCCGCCCCGAUCCUCUCCUCCUCCUCCUCCUCCUCCUCGGCCAAGAGUAUGAAGCGAGCGCGCUGGCUGAGUUACAGCACCUCCAACAUCUCCUUCAACUCCAUCCUGGACGGGCGCUUCAGGCAGCUGCAAGAUGAGCGCGAGGCGGUUCAGAAGAAGACCUUCACUAAAUGGGUCAACUCCAUCCUGUCCCGGGUCGGCUGUCGCAUCUCUGACCUGUACUUGGACCUGCGGGAUGGACGGAUGCUCAUUAAACUGCUGGAGGUGCUGUCUGGGGAGCGACUGCCAAAACCCACUAAAGGCCGGAUGCGAAUCCACUGUUUGGAGAACGUGGACAAGGCGCUACAGUUCCUCAAAGAGCAGAGGGUCCAUCUGGAGAACAUGGGCUCCCACGAUAUCGUCGACGGCAACCAUCGCCUCAUCCUCGGACUCAUUUGGACCAUCAUCCUGCGUUUCCAGAUCCAGGACAUCGUCGUGGAAACGGGCCAGGCAGACCAGAAGGAGACGCGCUCAGCCAAGGAUGCUCUUCUUCUGUGGUGUCAGAUGAAAACUGCAGGAUACCCCAAUGUCAACAUCACAAACUUCACCACCAGCUGGAAAGAUGGCAUGGCCUUCAACGCUCUCAUACACAAACACCGGCCAGAUCUGCUGGACUAUAACAGGCUGAAGAGGUCCAACCCGACCCACAACCUCCAGAACGCGUUCAAUGUGGCAGAGCAGAAGCUUGGUGUGACCAAACUCUUAGACCCAGAAGAUGUGUUCACUGAGAACCCCGACGAGAAGUCCAUCAUCACGUACGUUGUGGCAUUUUACCACUACUUCUCGAAGAUGAAGCAGCUUGCUGUUGAGGGCAAAAGAGUUGGGAAGGUCCUGGAUCACGCCAUCGAAACGGAGAAGAUGAUCGAUAAAUACGAGACUCUGGCAUCAGACCUGCUGACGUGGAUCGAGCAAACCAUCAUCGUGCUGAACAACCGCAAACUUGCCAACUCUUUGACGGGAGUCCAGCAGCAGCUUCAGGCCUUUAACACCUACCGAACUGUAGAGAAGCCGCCCAAGUUCCAGGAGAAAGGCAACCUGGAGGUGCUGCUGUUUACCAUCCAGAGUCGUAUGAGGGCCAACAAUCAGAGGGUUUACACGCCUAAAGAGGGAGCCCUGGUUGCAGAUAUUAACAGGGCCUGGGAGCGUCUGGAAAGGGCGGAGCAUGAGCGGGAGCGAGUCCUGAGAGACGAGCUGAUCAGACAGGAGAAGCUGGAGCAGAUGGCGAGAAGAUUCGACAGGAAGGCGGCCAUGAGGGAGACCUGGCUCCUGGAGAACCAGAGACUUGUGGCUCAGGAUAACUUUGGCUAUGACCUGCCAGCAGUGGAAGCAGCGAAGAAGAAACACGAUGCCAUUGAGACGGACAUUGCAGCAUAUGAGGAACGUGUUAAGGCCUUGGUGAACAUCUCCAAGGAGCUGGAGUCUGAGCGUUACCACGAUGCCAAACGGAUCGACGUUCGCAAAGACAACAUCCUGCGUCUUUGGGACUAUUUGCAGGAGCUGCUGAAGGCUCGAAGAGGGCGUCUGGAUAAGAACCUGACCCUGCAGAGGAUCUUCCAGGAGAUGCUGCACAUCAUCAGCUGGAUGGAUGACAUGAAGGCUCGGCUACUGUCUCCUGACUUUGGGAAACACUUGCUGGAAGUAGAAGACUUGUUGCAAAAACAUGCUCUGGUGGAGAACGACAUCGCUCUGCAGGCCGAGAGAGUACAGAGCGCCAGCGCUUCUGCUCUCAAGUUCGCCAACGGAGAUAGCUAUAAGCCGUGUGAUCCCCAAGUGAUCCGGGACAGAGUCCAGCACCUGGACCUGUGCUACCAGGAGCUUUGCGCUCUGGCUGCCCAGCGAAGAGCCCGCCUGGAGCAGUCUCGCCUCUUCUGGAACUUCCUGUGGGAGGUGACGGAGCUGGAGAGCUGGAUCAGGGAGAAGGAGCACAUCUUCUCCUCCAUGGACUACGGCAAGGACCUGACGAGCGUUUUGGUGCUCCAGAGCAAACACAGCGCCUUUGAGGAUGAGCUCGGAGCUCGCCGAGCCAACCUGGAGCAGCUCUUAGGUGAGGGGGAGAAGAUGAUCCAGGCCAAACACUUUGGCUCCCCGAAGGUUCAGGAGAGCAUGGACGACAUCCGGAGGCAGUGGCAGCAGCUGGAGGAACUGGCUGCGUUUCGAAAGCAGAACCUCCAGGAUACCCAGACGUUCUUCCAGUUUCAGGGAGAUGCUGAUGAGCUCAAGGCCUGGCUGCUGGACGCCAAGAGGCAGAUGAGCAGCGACGACGUCGGCCACGAUGAAUACACAACUCAGCGGCUACUGAAAAAGCACAACAACCUGAAAAAUGAAGCGAUCAAGAACGGAGCCACGAUUGACGCUCUGUCCAAACAGGCCAACGGACUGCCAGAGGAGCUACAGAACACCCCUGAUAUCCAGAGACGACUGAAAGACAUCAAGGACCUUUACAUGGAGCUCAUGUCUCUGGCUGACCUGAGACAGAAGAAGCUGGAUGACACUAUGGCUCUGUACACCAUCUUCAGUGAGACGGACGCAUGCGAACUCUGGAUGGGCCAGAAGGAGACGUGGUUGGUGGGUUUGGAGGUGCCGGAGAAGCUGGAGGAUCUGGAAGUUGUUCAGAACAGGUUAAGCAUUUUAGCUCAAGAUAUGGCAAAUGUUCAGUCAAGAGUGGAUGACGUCAACAAAGCUGUGAAGCAGCUCGAGGACAGCAGACACCCUCGCACCAAAGAGGUCAAGGAUUGUCAGACGAGACUGAACAAGAGGUGGGAGGCGUUUAAGGCCAUGGUGGAGGACAAGAAGAGGAAAACAGAUUCUGCUGUUAGUCUGCAGAACUAUGGGCUGGAAUGUGACGAGACAGAAGCUUGGAUCAAAGACAAGACUCGAGUGAUUGAGUCCACACAGGACUUGGGCAAUGACCUGGCAGCGGUGAUGACAAUCCAGAGGAAGCUGUUCGGCAUGGAGAGAGAUUUAGCCGCCAUCAACACCAAACUCACCUUCCUGAGGAAAGAGGCCGACCAGCUGGCCCAGGACCACCCGGAGAGUGCUGCAGACAUCUUGGCUCGAAGAGGAGAGCUGGACGAUGCCUGGGACACGCUCAGAAAGACCCUGAAAGACCGGGAGGAUUCCUUGGGCGAAGUCAGCAAGUUGCAGACCUUCCUCCAAGACAUGGAUGACUUCCAAUCCUGGCUUUUCAAGACCCAGAAAGCCGUGGCGUCUGAAGAAAUGCCCGCUACGCUGCCAGAGGCCGAGGAGCAGCUGAGCCUUCACGACGCCGUGCGUGAAGACAUAAACAACCGCGAAGAGGACUACCAUCGUGUUAGGGACACCGGUGCUCAGGUCACCCAGGGUCAGGAGGACGAUCCUCAGUACCAGCAGCUGCUCCAGAGGCUAAACGGUAUGGACCGCGGCUGGUAUGAACUCCAGAAGAUGUGGGACAGUCGCAAGAACUUCCUGGACCAGGGUCUGGGCUUCCAGCAGUUCAUGAGGGACGGUAAAGCUGUGGAGGCCAUACUCAACAACCAGGAGUACACCUUGGCCCACAUAGACAAACCUGACACUCUGGACGGAGCAGAGAAGGCUCUGAAGAAGCAUGAGGACUUUGUGAGCACCAUGGAGGCCAACGUGGAUAAGAUCGAUGGCGCUGUGCAGGGCGGACAGCGUCUGGUGGACAGCAACAACCUGUACUCUGGGAAAGUUCAGGAGAAGAUGGACUCAAUCAAGGACAGGCAUAACAAGAAUAAAAGAAGAGCUGAGGAGGUGUCUGAAAAGCUCAGAGAUAACCGUGACCUGCAGCACUUCCUGCAAAACACUCAAGAUCUGACUGUGUGGAUCAAUGAGAAGAUGCUGACGGCACAGGACACGUCGUACGAUGAGGCCAGAAACCUCCACAGCAAAUGGCUCAAACAUCAGGCCUUUAUGGCCGAGCUGGCCUCCAACAAGGACUGGCUCAACAAAGUAGACCAGGAGGGUCAGGAGCUCAUGGAGUCCAAGCCUGAGUUCGAGCCUAUUGUGAAGGAGCGUCUGGCUAAGCUCCAUGAGCUGUGGGACAAACUGGAGUCCACCACCCAGGAGAAGGCUCGCCUGCUGUUCGAUGCCAACCGCUCGGAGCUUUUCGACCAGAGCCAGGCCGACAUGAAGAAGUGGCUCGGUGAGCUGCAGCAGCAGUUACAGAGCGGAGACGAGGACGUUAAAGACCUGACCAACGCCAACAUCCUGCUCAAAAAGCAUCAGAUGACAGAGAACCAGGUCCGUGACCGGGCGAGGGAGCUGGAGGAGCUCCAGGAGGCCGUUAGGAAGCACGGCGGAGGCAGGGAGGACCAGCCGGAGCUGGAGGCCGAGCAGCAGGCCCUGCAGAGGGAAUUCCAGCAGCUGCUCACACCGCUGGCCCAGCGCAAGGGCAAGCUGGAGGCCGCCAAGGCUGUGCAUCAGUUCUACAGAGACCUGGCUGAUGAACUUCUCUGGAUUGAAGAAAGGAUGCCCCUGGCAAUGUCACAAGAGCAUGGCCACAAUCUUCAGACUGUGGAAAUGCUGUCGAAGAAGAACCAGACGCUGCAGAGGGAGAUCGAGGGCCACCAGCCUCGCGUUGACGAAGUGCUCGAGCGAGGGAGGAGGAUGGCAUCUGCCGCCAGCGCGGAGGGCAGGCCGGAGGCUGAGCGAAUCACGGAGCAGCUGAAGGAGCUGGAGGAGGCGUGGGCCCGGCUGCAGGACGAGAUGGCCAAGCGCCGGGAGAGGCUGAACGGCUCCAACUUGGCCCAGCAGUACUACAACGACGCAGACGAGGCCGAAGCCUGGAUAGGGGAGCAGGAGCUGUACAUGAUCGCUGAUGAGAAGGCCAAGGAUGAACAAAGUGCCAUGCUGAUGCUGAAGCGCCACAUGAUCCUGAAGCAGGCGGUGGAAGACUAUUCCGACUCCAUUCAGAAGCUGGCUGACCGCGCCCAUAAGAUGUUUGCAGAGGACCAUCCGGAUGGGGAGGAGAUCAUCAGGCGGCAGGGCCAGGUGGAUAAGCAGUACGCCGGUCUGAAGGAGCUGGCAGAGGACCGCAGGAAGAAGCUGGACCACACCUACCAUCACUUCCUGCUGAGCCGAGAGGUGGAGGACCUGGAGCAGUGGAUCGCAGAGAGGGACGUGGUGGCCUCGUCUCAGGAGAUGGGCCAGGACCUGGACCAUGUCACGCUUCUGAGGGAUAAAUUCAGAGACUUUACGCGCGAGACGGGGAUGGCAGGCCAGGAGAGAGUGGACAUGGUCAACCAGACGAUAGACGAGCUGAUCGAAGCCGGGCACACCGAGGCGGCCGCCAUGGCAGAGUGGAAGGACGGCAUCAAUGAGAGCUGGGCUGAUCUGCUGGAGCUCAUCGACACUCGAGCUCAGCUGCUCACGGCUUCUUACGAACUGCUCAAAUACUUCGAUGAUGGAAAGGAGCUGGUGGCUCAGAUCCACGAGAAGCAGAACGAGCUGCCCGAAGAUGUGGGCGAGGACUUCAGCAAAGCAGAGUCCUUCCACAGAAUGCACGCCGCCUUUGAGAGAGACAUCAGCGCUCUGGGCAAACAGGUUCAACAGUUCCAGGAGACGGCUUCAAGGCUUCAUGCCCAGUAUGCAGGCGACAGAGCUGACGCCAUCCAGGCCACAGAGCGGGAGGUGGUGGAGGCCUGGAAGGGGCUGCUGGACGCCAGCGACGGCCGCCGAGCCCAACUGGUGGACACGGCGGAGAAGUUCCGCUUCUUCACGAUGGUGAGAGACCUGAUGGCCUGGAUGGAGAGCAUCAUCCAGCAGAUAGAGACUCAGGAGAAGCCGAGGGAUGUCUCAUCCGUGGAGCUCCUGCAGAAGUACCACCAGGGGAUCCGCUCUGAGAUUGAAACCAGGGGAGCCAAAUUCACUGACUGCACAGACCUCGGGAAGGCCCUGCUGACACGCAAGCACCGCGACUCCGCUGAGAUCAAAGAGAAGCUGGUGCAGCUGAUGGACAAAAGGAAGGAGAUGAUGUUCAAGUGGGACGACAGAUGGGACUGGCUGCGGCUCUUGUUGGAGGUGUGCCAGUUUGCGCGGGACGCCUCGGUGGCGGAGGCCUGGCUGGUCGCUCAGGAGCCCUACGUGACCAGCAGAGAUCUGGGUCAGACCGUGGACGAGGUGGAGAAACUCCUCAAGAGGCACGAGGCCUUCGAGAAAUCCACCGCCACUUGGGAGGAGCGAUUUUCAGCACUGGAGCGCCUCACUACGCUGGAGUUGCUGGAGUUGAGGAAGCAGCAGCAGGAGAUGGAGCAGUUCAUUAAAGAGGAGCAACGUUCAGAUAAAGACAGCAGGAGAGAAGAUACCGGCUUUGUAGAAGAAUCUUCACAGCUCUACACUAUUGAGGAGCAGACUCUGUCUGGAACGGUGGAGCCCAGUUCAGGUCUGCAGGAGGGGACGGCCGGCGACUCCACGGUGCCCAUAGUGUCGGAAAUAAGAGAGAGCGCCUCUUUGGAGCUGGAGCCGGAGCCUUCUCUCUCAUCGGUGACCCCUAAAGAGCCAGAGAGGGCAGCCACCAUGCCCAUGGAGUCCCUCAGAGCGCAGACGGUGCUGCAGCAGGGCAUGCUGGGACGCAAACAUGAUGUGGAAGGAUCCGGAAAGAAGGCCUCAAAUAGGUCAUGGAACAACCUGUACUGUGUCCUGAAGCCGGGUCAGCUCUCAGCCUAUAAGGAUGCUAAAAGCUUCGACCAUGGAGUGACGUAUCAUGGCGAGGACCCUCUAUCUCUCAAUAACGCCAGCUGGGAGAUGCUCACCACCUACAAGAAAAAGAAGCACGUCGCCAAACUACGUCUUGCAGACGGCAGUGAAUACUUGUUCCAGUGUAAAGAUGAGGAGGAGCUCCAGCGUUGGAGCCAGGCCAUGGAGAAGGCUGUGCAGUCCCUGGCAGCGGAGGAGGCGUCGGGGCCCUCAGGGGCCAAAGCCCACAGCCUGCCCCCACCCUCCUCCUCAGCUGCCCUCCCUGAGCCCAGCUCUGCCAAGAAAGACAAGGAGAAGAAGUUCAGUCGCUUUGCCAAGAAGAAAUAAAAGGAGAUGGCGGGGAGGGCGGUAGUUGCCUAGGCAACCUGGAAGGAGAAAGUCGCAUUUGUGUACAAUCAGUCAGAAGCGAGCUUUUUAAAUCACCAGAUUUUUUUAUAUUCUUUUGUGAGAAUUAAAUAUUGUAGUUUAGGUUAAAGCCACCACUCUUUCGCCUGUAUUUAAGCCUGUGUAUGCCUACAAAAAGGUCCACUUUUUUUUUUUUCUUUUGUGUUCUUUUUAACAGAUGCCAAAUUCAAAGCAUUAAAUUAAAGCACAGGAAUGCUCCUUUCACACUCAACCAAAGAAUGUUUGUAAUACUUUUUGUUAACUUAGCUGCAUUAUUUUUCUGCGUUUCAGUAAGGCAUGCUUUGAUAUAGCUGUGUACAAUAUGAAGGCCUGUAAUGAAAAUAGGGUGACUCAAGAGUACUGAAGGGUACUUGUACUAAUCUGCCUUAUAAAAAUGGUUGUGAACUGUAAUACUGUGCUGUUUGAAUUUGGAGCACUAAAUGCUACUUCUAGAGCCCAGAGUGAAUUUAAUGAUCUUUGAAAAGCUUUGUAAAUGCCGUGUAAAGAUUUGAUGAUGACUAAACCGUAGUGCAGUGCUGUACAGUGCAGACACACACCAUGUGUAAUUGCAGUUAUGCAAACUAAACGCUCUAUGCACUGUGAAGGGUCUGACUGUUGAGAUUUUUAAUUGGUUGCUGACGACGUGCGAGCAGCCAUGAGACACUGCAAGCAGUUGGUUCUGAAUAUGGAUCCUUUCAGGCUGUAUUCUCAGCUGAACUGUGGCAGUAUUUAUUUCUGUGAACUUGAAAUAUAUUCAACACUUGUGUAUUAAACUCUUAAUUUCAUAUCUAUUCAUUAACAUAUAUACAUAUACAGUAUAUAUAUCUCCAGAUGCAUGAAGUAUGUUUUAUCUUAGUUUGAUAUGGUGCUAUUGUGACAUUCUUGAAAUUUCAAGCAAGACCAACUUGACCUGCCUUAUUUGUCUUCAACUUUGGCUUGGAGUACUACACAUGUGGAAAUGCGUUCAGUUAGUAUAUCUGAGGGGUGUUUCAUCAAGGUGGUUUAGAAAAGCAACAACACAACCAGGAUUAAUCUGUUUGCCCAAUUAAGUCUGGACAAACAAACCCAUCGAACAAAACUAACAAUGAAAAAAAUGUUUACGGGCAAAGAGCAGCACAUGUUACCAGAUUGCAGAAAUGAUAAAAAAACAACAACAACAAAACAACGCUUUUAGCAGAACAAAAAGCCAAUUCUGUCACAGUGUUGUUGGUCAGUGGUGAGGAUGUCUCGGUUAAUUGCAGGGCUCUUCUUGUAAUUCUGACUUUGUGGGCUCAAGUCCCAUGUGAGGGACGUCGUUACUUGUAUAGCAAAUGUAAAAAAAAUGAAUGUGCAUCUGCAAAAACUAUGAAAGAACUUAAAUAAUUAGUAAGACCACAGCUAGGUAAUUUAUUUCAACACAUUACAAGAAGAUAAUUAGCAUAUUUUAGAAACUAAGUUAUCGAUUUGCUUCUUAAGUUUUGUGUGACAGUUGGAGAGAGAAGGAAUUGCAAAUGGGCCACAGUUGUUUUUACUUUAUUUUAAUAGCAAUGUAUUUAAAGUCUGACUAAAAGUAAGACCAAGAUGGCAUCGAUUCAUACUUCAAGUAUGCAAAAAGUGCAGCACAAAAUCGCUCAAUCAAAAACACUAAACGAUUGCAAAGACACGUAAAAUGACCACAAAACAACUCCAGAGACAGAGAAUGACUACAGGGAGGUGCAAAACCGUGACAGAAAACAAAGGGAUGUAAAAAUGAUCCCAGCCAAAAGCAGAACUGCCACAAAACAACUACAGUGACAAAGAUUCACUACAAGGAGGUGCAAAAGAACUGCAAAGAUGCAAAGUUACACAGCGACACAAAACAACUGCGGAAGGUCGUAAAAAAAUAAACAACUCGAAGCAAAAAUACAACAAAAGAUCAUAUAGUGCCAGAAAACAGCUGCAAAUUAAUGUAAAAACUCCGCAAAACUACAAAGACAGAAAAUGACUACAAAAUAAAAACAGAUCUUUAAAAAAAAUGCGACAACCAGAAGCAAAAAACAACCACAAACCAACUACAGAAAUGGGAAAUGAGGUGCAAAACAAUGAUACAAACCAACUACAAACUUUCAAACGCUUGUUUUGCAUCUUUUUUUAGUCUAUAAAUCUUAUUGUAUUGUGUGAGGAGUGUCUGUGCCCAGGAGCCCAGAAUUAAACCUCCUUUAUGAAAUAAAUAGUAGCCAUGAAAUAAGCCGAAAUUAACUGGCAAUCCUCACAUUGUGAAACACCCCUCUGGUUGCUAGUUUUUAACCUUCUUGACGACUUAAUACAAAUGUUUAAAUUUAUAAAUCAGGUGCUCUCAUUUGUAAAAGCAUAUUUAAAAACCAGCCAAAGUCUAGGACAAGCUGAGGGUCGGAUGAAUCUUGACUGCUUUUCCAAAACCACACAACAGGACCAGGCACACACUCUGUCUAAGGCCAGGAUCAUACAGUAGCAGUACGGAACUGAGGGGAUGUGUCUUUGAUAUGAAUGUAAGGGAAGGAAUAAUGAGGAGAUUCUCGAACAGAAUUCGGCAUUUUAAAUCCAUACAUGCAAAGUAAAGUGCAUGGAAUUGCAUUUAUAGAUAAUAAUUUCUCUCUCACAGUCUCCCACUGCCGUCUUUGCCUUGUACUGUGGGCUCAAGUGACCUCAAUAAAACGAUGGAAGUGUCGAAAGACAAACGAGACUGUUCAGCUCAGGAGUUUUCCAGGUAAUGUGGUAGCAUCGUGAUGAUCUCUGUCUAGAUUAUCUACUAUAAUUAGCAAAUCUACAAUCUUGUCGUCUAAACAGAAAUUAGAAAAGUUUCCGAGUGCGAGCAGAACGUCAUGUCUGUGCUACUAGUAUCAACAGCCAUAUGUUUCUGAUAUAAACAUACCUUGAAAUGGUUUGACAAACUUGCAUCACAUGUAUUCAGUCUUGUUUUUCUGAUUUUUUAUUUUUGGGUCACUAUAUCUCCAGAUUGUGACACUUCAGCUCAUCCACUUUGGUUUUAUUCCACCACUUCUUCCCUUCCUUCCGACUUGCCUUUUUCUGUUCAGUGGUUUUUAAAUCUGCAUUUUGUACUCUCUAGCUAUGUAAAAUAUCCCUAAAAAAAUGUUGACCGAAAACAUCGAAUACAUUUUGAGAGAAUAAAGUUUAAUUUUAAACUCCUGAAAGUA
Molecule: messenger RNA, 11786 nt
Organism: Acanthochromis polyacanthus (spiny chromis)
Lineage: Eukaryota; Metazoa; Chordata; Actinopteri; Pomacentridae
Gene: sptb
Product: spectrin, beta, erythrocytic
Exons: 36
Coding region: 1087-8577 (2496 amino acids)
Biological process (GO): actin cytoskeleton organization
Cellular component (GO): cell projection; plasma membrane; cell junction
Molecular function (GO): actin filament binding; structural constituent of cytoskeleton; phospholipid binding
Source: RefSeq, a predicted model, not a curated record